Molecule: messenger RNA, 1736 nt
Organism: Microdochium trichocladiopsis
Lineage: Eukaryota; Fungi; Ascomycota; Sordariomycetes; Xylariales; Microdochiaceae
Exons: 1
Coding region: 212-1483 (423 amino acids)
Molecular function (GO): protein binding
Source: RefSeq, a predicted model, not a curated record
GUUUCCAAGGACAUCUCUUCCACAUCCGUGGACAGAAAGCUGUAGGCUCUUUGGCACUUACGCUAUUACUGUCUCUGCGGCGACUUCCGUACUGGUGCCAGCAUAUCGUCCACAUUCACGACUACUGAGGCCGACUGACAGCAUUCGUGUUUGGCGAAACCGCAAGGGCCUGCCUGCCUGCCUGCCUGAAUUGGCCCUGGACGGCUCGAAAAUGGCGACCAUCGAGGACCUGCCACGGGAGAUAUUCCACGAGAUACUGCAGGACCUGGACCUGCCGUCCUUCGCCAGGCUGAAAUGUGCAUCUCGACGCCUCAACCAGUUUCUUCGCCUCGAAGAGCUCCCCCAGUGGAAGCGGGUGCAGUUCAUGCAGGCGGCAGACCGAUUUCCGCACAACGAGGACUUGCUCGCGUGCUACCGGUGCUGCAAGAUGCUCCCGAGGGACAGUUUCGGGAUCGGCCAGCGCAAGGGCAAGCGCAGGAAGUUCGGCUCGGUCCCGGCACGGGACCGCUUCUGUCUCGGCUGUGCGGCGGCCAACAAGCUCUACGGCCACAUGGAGGCGGUCGUCGCCAAGAGAGGCGAGGAGCCGCGGUUCCUGUGCCAUCACUGCGGUCGCUAUGGCUCUCGUUUCCAGAGGUGCGGGCCGGGUGCUGGAGAGGAUGGCAGGUGGGUUUGCUGGUCGGAGAACACUUACGGCACGCCAUCUCUGGGGGGUCUGCCACCGGAGGUCAUCGACAGGCUAGUCUCACAGCUGUCCUACAAGGACGCCAUCCAUCUGUCCUCUUCUUGCGCGUAUCUGCGAAAGAACGUCGACUAUUCGCAUGUCUCAGUCGAGAGUCGGUUCGCCUUGGUCGCCGGCAAGGACUCGGAACCCAAUGGCACGGCAGGUACCCAGAGGACCAAUGUCUGCUACGCCUGCUUCAGAGUCCGGCCGUCCGAGAUGUUCACCAUCAAGCAGAUCUACACGGUUGACGUCCAGAGGAGCAGACCGUACUGGCAGCGGCGGUGCAGGAGCUGCCUGUACAAGAUGCAUGCCAACAAGGACGGCAACAAGGCGUUGCAGAGCUGGCUUCGACAGAGACCGUGCGAUAGCUGUGGUACACUCAAGCACGAGGACACAGAAUGCCAGUCAUUCAUGUGUUCAAGCACCCACAGUGCUUCAGCGAGCACAAAGAAUGCAGUAACAGCAACCAUCGGGGCUCAAGCACCUCAUCCGGACGAUGGGACUGCGCGCACCCGCACCGAUGCCAUGGUAGCUUCCCAGGCCUGGAUAGAGCCCAGAACAGCGGGCAAUUCCAACCGGGGUUCAGAGUCACAGGCUCAAGGCAUUUCAGGGCCGCGAGGUACAAAGCUAUCGCUGUUCGAAACCUGCAAGGCAGCAGAACAUGGCCCGAGGUUAAGAAAACUCAAAGCACAUAUGGGUCAACCCGCGAGACUCUAUGUUCUGAGACGCCUGGAGGCACUUGAGCUCCCACAAGCUAUUUGAGGAGGCACUUCUGGCACGUCACGGGCACCCCUGAUGAGGGCCUUCUCUCUGCAUAGUAGGCGCAAAAGCCCCGUGAAUCCGUAAUACCAUAUAAUCAACGGCCAUAUGGCUUCAAGUGCAUCAAAAGCGUUGGCGUAAAUGGGGGCAGACAUGUAUUGGAGAUCAAGCCUGUAAAUAACAUACACAAAGCAUGCUACCCAUGAACGCAGUAAAAGAAUCCAAAUGCCAAAAACUUGCGUCAAAUUCACACACG